GCUCAAAUUCUUCCUCAUUUCUCCAUUUCCUCCCUUUCCCAUGUCUGACAUUGGCACCAAGAGUAUGGGAAGCGCUGCCAGGUCAGUAGGGGGUGUCUGUGGGUCUUGGGGGACUGUCAGUGUGACACAAGCCACAAAGUCAAGGUCUCAGAACCCUCCCCGACACUGCAGGGCAGGGUGUGGGUUUGGCCGGCACGGUGGGGAGCAGCUCAGCACCAGAUUUCCCUCCUGUCCACCGCCUGUGGUGGAGACUGGCCGGAAUGCGUUCUCCCAGUGAACAGAUGUCUUGCUCAGGGGGUUUUGAGCCGGGACAAACUCAGCAGAGCCCAAAGAAGCAAGCAGGAGAAGCUGUCCUGAGGCUCAGCCCCUGCUCAGGUGUGAGUGAGGAACCUGCAGAAUGGGAAGAAUUCAGAGGGGACAUAUUUCAGCCCUGAUGCCAUGUGCUGCUUUCCCUCCCCCCUGCUCCGUCCCCACCCCACCGAUCGGCCUCUUUAACAUGACAAAGAGCCCGGAGGAGCGGGCCACGGUGAAUAUUGCGGUGCCGGGCAGGGGAUGGCCGGCUAUAAAGGCCCGUCUGCGCCCCGGGGCUGCCUCAGCUCGGCGGUGAGGAGCUGUCCCCCGGGUGAAGGUGACAUCUGCCGUGGGGCGGGCGGUCCGCAGCCAUGUGCGCGCAGCUGGCGCUGCCGCCGUGCCCCGCGUACCCCGGCGGUGCCAUGGGCUACCUGGAGCUCUGCUGGAACGCGGCGGGACAGGCGGGACAGGCCCCCACAGCGGCGGGGCCCGCGGGGAGCGCCGCGGCCCGCCACUCUCCGGAGGCGGCGGGCAGGAGGCACACCGCAGAAGUAUCCCCAGCUUCAUCCAGUUCUGGGAAUUUCAACCAAUUCACACCAGAUUCAGCCACCAGUCCGCAUUCGUCAUCCUCAUCCCCACAGCCUACAGCUAAGUCUCAGAAGGGCAGAGAAUAUGGCAUGGAGGGGAUGAGGAAGACCAAGAGCCGUACAGCUUUCUCCAAGGAGCAGCUGCAAACCCUGCACCAGCGCUUCCAGAGCCAGAAGUACCUCAGCCCCCAGCAGAUCCGGGAGCUGGCUGUUGCCCUGGGGCUCACAUACAAGCAGGUGAAGACUUGGUUCCAGAACCGGAGAAUGAAGCUGAAAAGGUGCCAGAAGCACAGCCUGUGGAGCGAACGGGCUCAGUGCCUCACACAGAGUGGCUACCAGACCAGUACUUACCUGGAUGUGCACCCCAAAUUCCACCAGGGCUACCCCAUCACUGCAGCUGGCAACAUCCAAACCAUGCCUACCCCCUGUCAGCACUAUGGAGCAGGGCAGAACGCUUACACAAUCGUGACCAGCGAGGAUGGAGGAGUCUUUGGCAAAGGCGGGGGCACCUGCAGUGUCCAGCAGACGGUGGGCUUCAUUGCCCAGCACAAAGUAGACUUUUACCACAGCUAUCCUGGCAGUGUGGAAUAUCCAGGCUCAAAGACUGGUGAUGGCUGUAAUUUUCACCACUCAGCCACUAUGGGGGCUCCUUUCCCAACCACUGCCAGCCAUCAUCUUUAUCAUUCCUAAGCACUGUGGAUGUGGGGUACUUGGGCAGCCAGGAAUCAAAUCUUAUUCUCAUCUCUCCCUCUGUUAUUUGUGUGCUGUCCACCUCAGGGACACCUUGUAGCUAGAACCAGUUUUGGCAUCCAGAUGUGUGCCUGCAGACAUGCAGCCAUGCAGAUACCCGCUUGCCCAGGUACACGUGCACAGAGCCCUUCAUUUCUGUGCCUGUACACGUGUGCACACACACAUUCCUUCCUUGGUUGUCACAGACCAACCAAGCUCCCUUACAGCAAAGCCUGGGAUCUGGCUACCCAGCUUAUGCCCUGGAUCUUCUUAAUUAUGGAUCUUGAAACUUGGCUAAGGGGAAGCACAGAUUCCUUUGGGGAUCUCAUUUCUACGUAUCACUGUACACUUGUGUGUACACAACAGGUGAAGCCAGGGGCUGUAUGGAAAGGUUCUGGCCUUGUACCUUUCACUGAAGUUGGAGAAGUUACUGCCACCUGCCAGUAACCCAUCUGAAGUGUAAAUCAUCAAUGUAUCAGCCAUGAGGUGAAGUGAUGAAGUGCCUAAUGAAGGGAAAUGUGACAAGUAGCUUGCAGAAAGGCUGGUAAGAUGAUCUUAUAAGCCCUUCCUUCUAGUCUGUAUCUUGCUGUGCCUCCCCUUGAGAAAAUCUAACUGCAUUCAAUUUGGCAAAUAAAAAAGAGUAUUUUUUAAGAUGCGUUAUGUAUUUUUAUAUAUAUCUUUUUUUCCCUUGCAAUAGAGCACUGCAAUAUAAAAAACAGGUGGAACAUAAAUAGUCGCAGCAACUGUAUGCCAUUGUUACUUGAUGCUGAAACCAUAAACAGUAAUUUUUCUGUGUUAUUAGAUCACCUUCAUGGUUCUUGGCAAUGUCAGGUAUCUCGAGUCAAAGAAACAGGUAACUAUCACCCACCUUAAGAAUUUUCCCUAUCCAGCAAUAUUGAAUAUGGGGACUGCCAUGGGGGUACUAUAAUUUCUAAACUUGAUUAUGUAAGUGUCUAAGUACCUAAACCAGAUGUGUGUAGUAAAGCAUAUGUAAUAACAGGCCUCCAGUUCCCAGAGUCACAGGUUUUCUAUCACUUUUUCUAUCACUCUUUGAUGAUGACAAUGAAUUUCUCU
This is a messenger RNA of Parus major (Great Tit), 2681 nucleotides long. Its product is annotated as homeobox protein NANOG-like. Gene Ontology annotation, molecular function: DNA-binding transcription factor activity, RNA polymerase II-specific; RNA polymerase II cis-regulatory region sequence-specific DNA binding. Gene Ontology annotation, biological process: regulation of transcription by RNA polymerase II. The coding region runs from base 663 to 1568 and encodes 301 amino acids. NCBI's taxonomy places the organism in Eukaryota, Metazoa, Chordata, Aves, Passeriformes, Paridae. The transcript is spliced from 4 exons. The record is from RefSeq and is a predicted model, not a curated record.